Setaria italica (foxtail millet) is the source of this 3380-nucleotide messenger RNA. RefSeq names its product kinesin-like protein KIN-14C. Gene Ontology annotation, molecular function: microtubule binding; ATP binding; microtubule motor activity. The coding region runs from base 308 to 3187 and encodes 959 amino acids. Gene Ontology annotation, biological process: microtubule-based movement. NCBI's taxonomy places the organism in Eukaryota, Viridiplantae, Streptophyta, Magnoliopsida, Poales, Poaceae. The transcript has 22 exons. The record is from RefSeq and is a predicted model, not a curated record.
CCAACUAACCGGAAGACCCAGUGAAGCCGUCCGAAGCGGAGAGGUCACAGGACGACAGGGAAGCUGUUGAGCCUGAGCGCUGCGCAGCACUCCGUCCAGCGCGAGGACGACGACGACGAGGGGAGGGACAGGGAGAGGCCAAGAAAACCCAGACCGAAAUCCCCCGAGCUCACGCCGAUCCGCCUCCCGCAUUGCUUCCAGGCCUCUCGAUUCGGCCGGACCCGAGCUGCCCCGCCGGAGGGCUCGAUCUGGGCCCAGAUCGGCCUGCAUUUCGGUCCCGUGCAGGCUCCGGUUCCGGCAGUGAGGGAUGGGGAACGUGGACGGCGAGUAUGACGAGUUCCAUGCAGCCAAUCGGCGUGCUGAGGUGAUAGAUUGGCUCGGUGGAUUGCUGCCAGAGUUCGACUUGCCGUUGGAUUCUUCAGAUGAGGAACUGCGGGAGUACCUCGUCGACGGUGCGGCGCUAUGCUACCUCGCCGAGAAACUCAUGCCCGGUAUUCAGGAGGGAAUGUGGGGUGGUAAUGCAUCAGACCAAAGGUCAAAUGUGAAGAAAUUCCUCUCUGUUGUCGCGGAGAUGGGGCUACCAGGAUUCAGUGUUAAGGAUCUGGAGGAGGGAUCAGUGUCUUCUGUAGUGGAGUGUCUCCUGGCUCUAAAGGACAAUGUGACUACAGGAAUGGGUCAAAACAUUUCAAACAAUGUUAAGACACCCCUCAGAAGGAGACUAGAGCUUCGAGAAUCCGAUGGGCCUAUAAUUUCGGUUGUGACGCCAGGGAAAAGAUCUCCCAGGGAUCUGAAGUCUCAACAAAGAAGCGUUCUUCAUUCAGGACAAAAGGUCCAUGAUGCUUUCCAAAUUAAGCGGGGCUCCUACACUGAUCUUCCUGCUGCCAAAAUUUCAGAGAUGAUGCAUUCAAGUAGUCUAGAUAAUGCACCUACUCAAUCACUGCUUAGAGUUGUUAAUGGCAUUUUAGAUGAGAGCGUUGAGAGGAAAAGAGGAGAAAUACCACAUCGUGUUGUUUACUUGCUAAGGAAUGUAGUUCAAGAGAUUGAGCAUCGCAUUGCUAUUCAAGCAGAUCACAUAAGAAAUCAAAAUAGCAUCAUAAAGACUCGGGAAGACAAGUACCGUUCAAAAAUUAAAGCACUUGAGACAUUAGUAAAUGGAACAAAUGAAGAAAAUGAGAUGACAGUAAAUCGGCUUGAGCUAAUUGAGGUAGAGAAAUCAAAAAUUGAUGAGAAAAGAAAACUAGGCGAACAAGACAUGGUUCGGUUGAUGCGAGAAAAGGAGAAUGCAGAGAAUGCAAUAGCUUCCCUUCAGCAAGAAAUACAGAUCUUGAGUAGGAUGCAUGAACAGUACCGUGAGCGAAUGGAAACAGAAGCAAGACAGAUGGAGGAACACUUGACUACGAGAAUUAAGGAGGCUGAGUUUCUUCUAAUGCAAUCAAAAAGGAAAGUUGAAGAGAUCGAGUCUGCUUCCCAACUGAAAUCUCAACUUUGGAGCAGGAAGGCAAACAUUUUUCAGACUUUUAUGGAUAAUCAAAAAAUCUCCAUUAAGGACAUAAGGCUAUCAUCUCAGUCAAUUAAGCAGGAAAUGUUUGCCCUUCAAAUGAAAUGGAGGGACGAAAUAUGUAACAUUGGAAAUGAUCUAAAAGGCUUAGUAGAUGCUGCCGACAAUUACCAUAAGGUUCUUGCUGAAAAUCAGAAGCUAUUUAACGAAGUACAGGAAUUAAAAGGUAAUAUCCGAGUUUAUUGCCGUGUCAGACCAUUUCUUCCUGGUCAAGAUGGGAAAACAACUACAGUUGAUUAUAUUGGUGAAAAUGGUGAGAUUUUCAUCACAAACCCCUUCAAGCAAGGGAAGGAUGGGUGUCGAAUGUUCAAGUUUAACAAGGUGUUUAAUACACGUGCUUCUCAAGCUGAAGUAUUCUCUGACAUCCAGCCAUUGAUCAGAUCAGUUCUUGAUGGGUUUAAUGUGUGCAUUUUUGCCUAUGGUCAAACCGGUUCAGGAAAGACUUACACAAUGAGUGGACCAGGCACAUCGAAAGAAGAUUGGGGUGUUAACUAUCGAGCUUUAAAUGACUUGUUCGAAAUCUCUCUAAGUAGAAGGAACGCUUUCUCAUAUGAAGUUGGAGUCCAAAUGGUUGAGAUUUACAAUGAACAAGUGCGGGAUCUUCUAUCAAAUGAUAUUGCACAAAAAAGGCUCGGAAUUUGGAAUACUUCUCAGCCGAAUGGACUUGUCGUCCCUGAUGCGAGCUUACAUCCAGUCAAAUCAACAUCAGAUGUGCUAGACUUAAUGGAAAUUGGACAAACCAAUAGAGCAGUCGGAUCAACAGCUCUAAAUGAAAGGAGCAGUCGGUCUCACAGCAUUCUAACAGUGCAUGUUAGAGGGCUGGAUUUGAAGAAUGGAUCUACUUCCCGAGGAUGUCUACAUUUGAUCGAUCUUGCUGGGAGUGAAAGAGUUGAGCGAUCUGAAGCAAUUGGAGACAGAUUAAAAGAAGCACAAUAUAUAAACAAAUCUCUGUCUGCUCUUGGUGAUGUGAUUUUUGCUUUGGCACAGAAAAAUGCCCAUGUUCCAUACAGAAACAGCAAGCUGACUCAAGUUCUACAGAGCUCUUUAGGUGGACAAGCAAAGACACUGAUGUUUGUUCAAAUAAAUCCAGAUACCGAAUCAUAUUCAGAAACAAUGAGCACUUUAAAGUUUGCUGAAAGGGUUUCUGGAGUAGAGUUAGGUGCUGCAAGAAGUAACAAAGAGGGCAAAGAUAUAAAAGAGCUGCUAGAACAGGUUUCAUAUCUGAAAGACACAAUAUCACGGAAAGAUAUGGAAAUCGAGCAACUCCUGAAGGACAAAUCCAAAUCUCCAAGUUCAUCAACGGAUAGAAAUGACAGUAGCCAACAGAUCCGGCGAUUAUCAGGGGCUGCGGGGUCAGGUGAAGCCGAAUGUGAAGAUAAUGUGUCUGAUGACGGCUGCUCAGUAGCAGGAACGGAGUAUUCUGUUGGCGGUGCUUCAGAGGCAGCAGCAGAACAGAUGCAGAAGGCCCCAUCAAGGAUAGCCAGGCUGUUCCUGACAAAGAAUGGGCAGCCAGGAAACUCCAAACCAAAACCAAGGGAGUCUGCUCUAAAACCUCCAGGUCGCACUAAAUCUACGGGAAGCCAGGUGACUGGAGGAGGAUCUUCAGUAAAACCCCCCAAAAGGCGGUAGAGAGAUAAGAUCCCAGCAUUGUGCUGGGAAGCCAGUGUCAUGCGUCUGUAAUAUGACGCAGACAGAUUGUGCUGAACUCGUGUGGUUUUGUUGUAGGGUAUGUGUGUCGCUGUACCGGGUUCGCCUGUCGACAUUCUACUGAGUAAUGAUAAUGGGCAUUCAGCCGAUUAUAGGCUGGCCAUUUGAUGGGAAA